AUGGAGUCCUCGCGGGGUAAGAAGCACUGGCCCUCGCCCAUCCCCGGGUGCCGGUACCUCACUGCGUCGGAGGCGGCGCGGAUGCAUGACCACCUGCCGCUGUUGAACGUUGGCUUCUCCAUGCGCCGUCGCUUUCUGGCGCGGGACAACCAGUCGGACCGGAAUGGGUCCCGCAGCGGCGACACCUGGCUCUUCUUCCAUGCAGACACCUUCGAGGCGGCGUUGCUGCAGGCACCGGAGAAGCACUGGUUCCUGAAGCGCUUGAAGCCGCCCCGCUUGGCGCCCACGGCGGAAGGCUACUACUACAACUUCCGCAAUGACGUGAUUGCUGACGACCCGUCGCACAUCAUGUCAAAGGCUCAUGAGCAGAAGGCCAUCGCGCUGCUGCAGAAGAACAUCCGGGGCGCCAUCACCCGAAAGCGCAUCAAGAAGGAGUUGAAGGCGGCGAAGAUCAUCCAGAAGAGCAAGCGGAUGUGGGACGUGAGGAAGGCGAAGACCGAGACUGCGAAGAACCUCCAACUGCUGAAAGGCUGGUACAUGAGAUACCAGUCCAAUGAGAAGCAUACCAAGCUUCUCCACUGCGUCACGCGCUUCCAGGCAGUGUGGAGGGGCUAUUUGGUGAGAUGCGACCACUACAGGACGAUGCGGGACAUCACCCGCUUCCAGGCGAAGUGGAAGGGGACCCUCACUAGGCGUCGGCACCAGGUCAUCAUUAAAGCUGGCCUGACGAUCCAGCGCAACUACCGCGGCCGCCUCUACGGGCGGCGGCCGAUGAAAGAGAUGAGGGAGGCUGCUGGCAAGAUCCAAGCCAUGACGCGGGGCGUGGCCUUGCGGGAGCAGAUCCGGACCCAGAACUGGGCGGCUUCCUACGUGCAAGCACACUGGCGAGGCUACCAGGCGCGGAAGCUCACGGCAAAGCGCCUCAAGUCGGCCGUCAUCCUGCAGAGGAAUUGGCGCCGCUUCCAGUCGCAGCUGGACGUCAAGGUGGUCCUCUACGACAAGAUGGAGACUGUGAGGCAGCGGUUCCUGGAGCUGAUCCGGUCCAAGCUGGAGGGCUCCGCCGCAGUGCUGAUUCAAAGGAAUUGGCGGAGACACUCAGAGUAUCACCGGGUGGUCCAGAUGAGGAAGCAAAAGGCGGAGGCUGAUAAGCGCAUCAGCACGCUGCUGACUGCCUUCUACAUGGCUGCGGGAGAGAUUCGGCACUACAUCCACCCGUGGUGGCGACACCUGCCCGAGGAGAUCCAAGAGGUGCUGUCGCAGGUGAAGGCGUCCAUGCAGCGGACCAUCGGCUUGGUGCACGUUACAGGAAAGCUGGCCAACGAGGAGAUUGGCAAAAGAGGCCUCCGCGUGUCGGGCCAGGAGCAUUUGGAGUAUCACAGUGAGAAGCCAGACCUGGUCUCCCACAUGCUGCUGUCCGUGACACGGCACCUGUUGAACCAGAUCUCAGAGGAGCAGUUCCCACAGACGGUGGACUGGGCCUGCUACGCCAUCGGGCACCAAGCGGUGAAGUUGGCCACCAGCAGGUCCUUCAUCCCCCGGGAGAUCAUCCCAGUGGGCAAGGAGCUCCCGGCACACCCCGGGGACUCGCUGGCCACGCUUUGGGACUCCACCGGCACGGUGAAGCACCACCACGACUGGCUGAUGACGUCCUCUGAAGAGAGCCUGCCAUGUCUGGUCCUCAAUGGCUUGCCGGCCGGGCACCGCCACGUCUUCCUGACGGCCGAGGUGCUGGUCACCAUGCGCCAAGCUCUGGAGUCCCCCACCGUGUCCACAGAGGAUCACCUGCGGUUCCAGGGCCUGGACGCCACGGCGGGGGCCCAGAUGAUGGAGGUGCUGGGCAGCGAGCUGGACCACCGCCUGCCCUCGGACUGGACCCAGCAGCACGGCACCGUGGCCUCCCUGGCGGUGGUGCUCAGCAACCACAUGAAGGAGCUCUGUGCGGACCCCAAGGACAAGGCGGCCAUCGGCAAGGCGAAGGCCAAGUCCAAGUCCAAGGCGUGA
Molecule: messenger RNA, 2001 nt
Organism: Effrenium voratum
Lineage: Eukaryota; Dinophyceae; Suessiales; Symbiodiniaceae
Source: the annotation of a GenBank genome assembly